AUGUCAAACCCCGCGCAACCCUACGACUCCAGACGGUCGACUAUUUAUAGCCGUCAACCAGAAGAACUUCACAUUCCAGCCGGAAACUCCGCAUCUGGUACCCUUCCGCGACAAUCGAUGUCCCAUGAAUACCCGACGAGCCCCGAUGCGCAGCUUCCAUCCAUAAAUAUCCAUUCUUCAGGCGCCCAGCCUAACCAGUACGGAGGCGGCAACGGGGGUGUCGCAGGGGGAGCGCUUCCUGGUGCUCUCCAACCGGGAAAUGCUGCCAAUCGACCACCAACGGUGUCCAUGAACACAGCACCGUCCGCAAUUCCGACGCUACCUCAUCUAUCUACACAGCUCCAGCUCCAGCAACAACCUCAGCCCCAGCCCCAGCCUCAAUCAAACACUCCACGUUCCAGUAUGGUGAACUCCCAUGGACACUCCAGAUCGAGCCCGGCAGGAUAUAGACCGCAUGGACCGUCUCCGAAUGCUGGGUUUCAGCCGCCAACACCGCUGGGCGCUAAAUACUCGCCUUUAGGACUGGCUGAUAUCCGGCCCCCUGGGGAUCUUCUUAGUGAUAACAUCACAAGCGCGGGCGCAUCGACUUUCAACAGUGCCGAAAACCAGGUCCCCACAAACAGCAAUUACAUUACUCCUUGGCCUAUCUAUGCCGUGGACUGGUGUAAGUGGCCGGUCUCGGGGAAUCCUGGCUCCUUCGGCGGUAAGAUUGCUCUGGGAAGCUACCUAGAAGACCACCAUAACUAUAUACAAAUCUUGGACACUCACCUGGCAUACGCCGACUCCGAUACACCUGAUGCCGCUGCCGGGGAGCUUAAGCUGGAAUACGUGAAAACCGCCGAAGCUACCCACUCGUAUCCUGUUACACGCAUUCUCUGGGAACCGCCAUCAUCACAGAAACAAUCCACUGACCUUCUAGCCACCUCCGGAGACCAUCUCCGGUUAUGGUCCCUACCGAACUCACAGCCUCAACACAGCUCCAACUCGAUAACACGACCGUCAAGUCAGAGAGAUUUGCCUACAGCCAAGCUUUCACCCUUGGCGUUGCUCUCAAACUCAAAGUCGCCUGAGCAUACCGCUCCUAUUACCUCAUUGGACUGGAACACGAUAUCUCCCAGUUUGAUCAUUACCUCUAGUAUUGAUACCACCUGCACGAUCUGGGAUAUUCCCACAUUGACAGCGAAGACACAACUUAUUGCACACGACAAGGAAGUGUACGACGUGCGCUUCUGCGCCAACAGCGUCGACGUGUUUGUCAGCUGCGGCGCUGAUGGGAGUGUACGCAUGUUUGAUCUACGAAGCCUGGAGCACAGCACAAUUAUAUACGAGCCGACGGAAAAGAACGAGAAGUUGAUGAGCCCUGGCAAUGGAAGUCCCUCCGCGCCGACUGCCACCUACCCUCCGCCAUUGUUGCGUAUCUCCGCCUCACCGCACGACGCACACCUUCUUGCAACAUUCUCGCAAGACUCAAGCAUAGUUCGAGUCCUAGACGUCCGGCAACCAGGCCAAGCCCUUCUCGAACUCAAGGGCCACUCGGCGCCCCUCAACUCUGUCGAAUGGUCUCCCAACCGCCGCGGCGUCCUUGCCUCCGGCGCAGACGACUGCCUCGUUCUCCUCUGGGACCUCAUCAACCAGCACAACACAACCCCCGUCCCACCAGGCGUCCACAACCCAGGCGCCCCAUCCACAACCACAGAGCGUGGGCCCGCAGCCGCAUGGCAAUGCGACUACGAGAUCUCCAACAUCAGCUGGUCGCCGCAGGGCGGAACCACGAAUGCCGGUCAUCCGCGCGACUGGCUGGGUGUUUGUGGAGGGCGGGGCGUGUGGGGAGUCGCGCUGUGA
Messenger RNA from Aspergillus mulundensis, 1842 nucleotides. RefSeq names its product WD repeat protein. The coding region runs from base 1 to 1842 and encodes 613 amino acids. The record is from RefSeq and is a predicted model, not a curated record. Gene Ontology annotation, molecular function: protein binding. The transcript has 4 exons. NCBI's taxonomy places the organism in Eukaryota, Fungi, Ascomycota, Eurotiomycetes, Eurotiales, Aspergillaceae. Gene Ontology annotation, cellular component: nucleus.